Molecule: messenger RNA, 3915 nt
Organism: Aureobasidium namibiae CBS 147.97
Lineage: Eukaryota; Fungi; Ascomycota; Dothideomycetes; Dothideales; Saccotheciaceae
Product: SAICAR synthase-like protein
Exons: 3
Coding region: 1-3915 (1304 amino acids)
Biological process (GO): inositol phosphate biosynthetic process; phosphatidylinositol phosphate biosynthetic process
Cellular component (GO): nucleus; cytoplasm
Molecular function (GO): inositol hexakisphosphate kinase activity
Source: RefSeq, a predicted model, not a curated record
AUGCAGACGACUCGCUCAAACCUGGCUCGCUCCAAGACCAGCCCUGCGGAUCCUGUCCUCGCGCGCUCCAGCACAGCUUCUCUGCAACAUGUCUCGCACUCUACCAAUGUCCCGCUGUCUGAGCGCGACAGCAUCUUUGCCACGAGCUACCAGGGCGACACCCCCGUAACUUCUCCCCAUCACCCUCGCAAAGACCCGCCGAACGAAAGGCCCGGUCUGAUAUCGCAAGCUCUUCAGCGUAACCAAUUGCAACAACAAGACUUUGGCCACCCCACCGACCAACCCACCCAACCUCGAGACAACUCGCCCGCACAAACCUACGACCAAGGACCAAGCCUGCGUCACCAUCAGACCUCGCUCGCCCACGACGCUGCCAUGUCGGCCUCGUCGCUCUCGACCAUGCAACCCACCAUGACCGACAUGUCUAUGUUUUUCCAUACCCUACCGCACACUGAUCUCAAUCGUCUUCCCUACCAACUUAGCUCCCAAUCCAACCGACACUCGCUCUAUGAUCCGCAAUUGCCGCCUGCCCUCGAACGACCUGUCACGCCAAAUCUCGCCGACAAGUCGAAUCCACCAAAUGGAACAACCGUCGAAGACCUUCAGUCAAGUGCUCACCGUUCAUCCUACAGAGCUUGGCGACAAGGCCAAGGUCGCAUGGCUGGAAAAUCUAUCGCUGAAUCCCAGGGCAGGAACCUCAAUUCGGAAGAUAACGAUGUUGAUCGCAAAAUCGACGCCAAAAUGCCAAAGAUCGACCAGGGCCUCAAUGUCCGCAGCAGGAAGACCAGUCACUACCUCGGCCUCUUCAAGGACCACGACUCUGAACACGAAAAGCGUCGCGAAAAGAAAGAUAAAGCAAAGCAUACCGAAGAGCCACAGGAUAGGGACCAACAAGCCCUGUCCGCCAUCAAUGAACAUCACGAACAUGACGCCCAUGCUACCACCGAACUGCCUCCGUCGUUUGUUGUUAAUGAUAAUUUGUCCGCGAAGCCAUCAACCGACGACGAUGUCGUCAGCAUACCUCUGCCUACUCCAAGCACUUUCGAAAGAGAGGCCGAACAGGAGCCUGCGACCACAGAUAACCCUGAAGGUCGCCUUGCACAUCAAAUUCCACCUAGUUUGCUCGAGGAGAUCCGCAACCACCACAUCAUUCUAGGUCCCUCAAACAACAAGGCCCCAUCUGAUCAUACGCCCGUGUCCGAGUCGUGUGAAAAGGAGCUCCCACAAGAAACACGUCAUACGUCGCUUUUGACGAGUCAGGCACGACUGCUUCAACAAGAAGUAGCAAAGGAGGUGGAGGACGAGGAAUCAGACCAGGAACAGAUUUCUUCUGCUCAGUACAUCCCCCAUCGUGGCAAGUCUACACGUGCUGCUACUGCAUUACCCUUGUCCACCUCCGCCACUCAAGAUGAGGAAAAGGAGAUUCUAGCCUCGUCUCCUGUGGUCCAGCACAAUGUUCAUCCUCCUAUGAAGAAUUCUCUCGAGGCUGGCGUCGAUAUUCCGCAGAGCAACGUUGAGAUUGCGUUACUGUCAGAGGACGAGAGUCAAGUAUUGCAUGGUGAAAUUCCACUCUCCGACAAUCGUCAUUCCAAUGUGAUUCCUGCUGUUCAACCUUCAGAGUCCGAAUAUGACACCGAGUCUUCGGCCUACUCGCAAGAUCAAGAAGACGAAGAAGACGUUACCCCAACUCCUACUCCUACCAACAAGAGCGCGUUGCACAAUCGACCUCCGGCGAACAGCCAUGCACCCGAAGCUCAAUCGCAACCUCCUCCACUCGGUGCUGUCGAGCUGAAACCCUACAACCAUCAGGUGGGAGGUCACAGCACUGUCUACAGCUUCUCUCGUCAGGCUGUUUGCAAACAACUCAACAGUAAAGAAAACGAGUUUUACGAGAUCGUCGAACAAUACCAUCCAGAUCUGCUUGACUUUCUCCCUAGGUACAUCGGCGUUCUCAAUGUCACGUACAAGAAGCCAAACAAGAAGAAAAAGGACAAUCUCGACAAAUCAAAGUCUCCCGACAUGCAACCUCAGGACUUACAGUCUCCCAAAAAGGGAACAGCUAUGCUCGAAGAUAAGAAGGACACACCUCGCAUUGUCAGCCACUCACAGUCGCAAUCAAAUGCGGUGCCGGAGGUCAGUCUGAUCAACAAUCGUCAUAUACUGCCAGACUUUUUGAAGCGCACUCUGCCACCGAGACCUGCAACAGCCAUUCCUGCCCAUGUCAGCCAACCCAGUCGGCAGUCUCGUCCUCACUCUAUCAGCGAGAUGAUGAGCGACCGACGGCCCUCAUACUCUCCCGAAACAAACCAUAAAGAUCGUCCACCUUUGCGUCAACAAGCCAGCUGGGGCGCCACUAGCGUUAAUCAAGACUUGAAGCUGCAGGUAUUCCGAGAUGUCUUCUCGCCUCCUCUUAUUCAUCGCCAUGAUCGACGGAGCAGGAACCAUCAUGGUAGAAACAUCAGGAGAAUUCAACAACGCGAGUCGAUGCCGUCGCUGCCAGAUACCGAAAUAGCGAGCAAUCCCCAGAGCUUACACGAACGCCGUAACAGCGCCGAUGUCUCGGCCAUGCAAACACCUCCAUCACCUGCCGAUGCUACGCGUAGACUUGCAAUCAAAAACCAUCGAGAGCUCAAAUCACCGCACAACAGCGUGCAAUCCCUCGACAAUUAUAUAAUCAGUCCGCGUAAAGAGCAGCCGUUGAGUAGCGAAAGCAAGAGUAUGGAGAAUUCAGAAGCAGAUAAUCAUCUAGUACAGGCCUACAAGACGCCCAGACGUCGUCACUCUGGAAGUGGUCUGCGUAGAAAGAAGGCCGACAUAGAUGCUUCUCGGGGUGAUCUCGAGUAUCACGAGGAUGAGGGCUACCGUGGUGAUGGCGAGGACGUCUUUGCAAUGGAUGACCUCGAAGGAUCUCCGACCAAGACGACCAGGUCUACUGGUGCGCCUGAAAAGCUUCAGAAUGAUCCUAACUUCAAUAUCAACCCGGCUUUGAACGCCCCGGUCCUGGGCAACCCAAUCGAUUUGGGACAAGUAUCACGUAGCCCUGACCAAGGCGUUGAAGACCCCGGACGUAUCGCACACUUCAUCUUGCUUGAAGAUCUCACAGCAGGCAUGGUACAUCCGUGUGUACUGGAUUUGAAAAUGGGCACUCGUCAGUACGGUCUUUUUGCUGAUGAAAAGAAGCAAAAAUCUCAAGGACGCAAGUGCAAAAUGACCACAUCCCGCGAGCUGGGUGUUCGCGUGUGUGGCAUGCAAGUCUGGAAUGUCAAGACUCAAUCCAACAUCUUCGAAGACAAAUACUUCGGCCGAGAUCUCAAGGCUGGCAGCGAGUUCCAGGCCGCACUGACACGCUUCUUCUUUGAUGGUAUCAGCCAUGGCAGAGCGCUCAAGCACAUCCCGGUUGUUCUGGACAAGAUUACUCAACUCGAGCGCAUCGUGCGAAAACUGCCCGGAUACCGCCUGUAUGCAAGCUCACUACUGAUGAUAUACGAUCGUGGCGAUGUAGAUGAACAGGGCAAGCCUCGCCAAGCUCCACAGCAACAAACUGAUGGUGAGAGUGGUACCGGUUCGCCAAGCACAAAGAACCAAAUUCUGCUCAAGAUUGUCGACUUUGCCAACUGCGUAACGGCUGAAGACAUUGAAACCAAGGCUUCUGCCACUUGUCCUCCCCGAGAUCCUGACGGCGUAGACAGAGGAUACCUACGUGGGCUGCGUACACUCAGAUUGUACUUCCAGCGUAUCUACGAACAACUGGUUGCCGAAAAGGGUGGAUUUGUCGAGAGGGGUGAAGGUGAGGGCAUGGCUACUCAGUCCAAUGGCGGUGCUGGAUUUGGAGGAGGCGCUGGCUUGGAUGCCCACAGCAGCUUUGCAUGGAGCGAUGCCUUGGUUGAAGAGGAUCCAGGUGAGGUCAGCGCUUGA